GACCAGCAUAAUAAACGGUGGAGAUAUGGUCUAUAUCUCCAUGCAGUUUUGGAUACCUUUUCUGGAUGUAUACUGUGGGUUCAAGUAUGGUGGAUGAAUUCAAAUCCACAAUUAAUCUUCCACUACUAUCUUGAUAUGGCCUGCAAGCAUCAAGGUAUUCCCCUGAUUACACAGAGUGAUCUGGGGAGUGAAAACAAUGCUAUUGCCAAUGGGCACACACUGCUGCAUCAAUGGCUUGAUCCUGGACUUGUUGGGGUACUGCAACAUCAAUGGAUGCGGGGUCAUGCAAAUAUCAAGCCCGAGAUCCUUUGGUCUAAGUUGCAACAUUUUCCCAAGUUUGUACAUAAUAUUGCAAUUGUGAUGGACAUCUCCAGCUUAACUUUCCAUCAUCUGGCGAUUCCCCUCACUCAGAUGAAUCUCAAUGAAUGGAUUUAUGUUCACAACACCUUCAGAUCAAGAAAAGAUAGAAAGAGGGUUUUACCCCAAGGAAGACUGGUGCACAUACUGAACAAUCCAAAUUGCUUUAUGGGGGCAUGUAACUUCAAGGUUGGUGUUGCCACAUCAGACUUGCAUUUUGUAGAAGACCUGUAUGCACCUAAGGACCAUCCUGUGUUUGAGCUUGUACCUUCCUGGUUUGAGGAGGAGUUCAAUGGCCAUUACCUUGUGUUGGGUUCCCCUCCCCUGACAAAGGCAUCUUUUUGGAUCAUGUAUCAUUCAUUGCUGCACUUGUUUCUGACCUCUCCCCAUCAAGAUGAGAUC
This is a messenger RNA of Dacryopinax primogenitus, 759 nucleotides long. RefSeq lists its product as uncharacterized. NCBI's taxonomy places the organism in Eukaryota, Fungi, Basidiomycota, Dacrymycetes, Dacrymycetales, Dacrymycetaceae. The annotation marks the transcript as partial. The transcript is spliced from 5 exons. The record is from RefSeq and is a predicted model, not a curated record.